Messenger RNA from Nycticebus coucang (slow loris), 2154 nucleotides. RefSeq names its product RAB34, member RAS oncogene family (gene RAB34). The record is from RefSeq and is a predicted model, not a curated record. The transcript is spliced from 10 exons. Bases 999 to 1850 code for a protein of 283 amino acids. Gene Ontology annotation, biological process: phagosome-lysosome fusion; endocytosis. Gene Ontology annotation, molecular function: GTPase activity; GTP binding. Lineage: Eukaryota; Metazoa; Chordata; Mammalia; Primates; Lorisidae.
UGAACUUGCCACCUCUGGUAUAUGGGGCCAGCGCCCUACUCCUUGAGCCACAGGCGCUGCCCUCUGAUAAUUCUCUUUAAGAAGUUCUAUCAACAUUCCAAAUACCCAGAGCACAGAUUUCUCUAGGGUUCUCUAGUUCUUUCUUUGAGUAAUUUCUCUCAGUCCCUUCUCCUGAACUAGUCUUCAGUUCCCUGUUUCAGUCAUCUUUGCAUCCUCAAAUUCAGUUCCUGACACACAGCAUGUUUCAUAGUGCUCAGGUUUGCUUCUCUGAAAGGGCGUUCUGGUGUUCUCCUUCCCCUCAUAGAACCAGAGAUGCCCGCUUAAACAGUGAAACUGGUUGUGAGCUGCCUGUUCUAUCCUGCAAGACUUUGCAAAAAGGAAAAUUUGUCUUUGGGGGAGAAGAUUCCAAUGGGCCUAGAGCAACGAAUGGAACGUCAUACCAAAUGGGUCCUAAAGCGGUAACCACCCCUGGAGCAGUGUUUCCCGGUCCAAUUGGCCUUUAUUCCCACCAAGAGGGCAGCCUAGUCUUCAGCUUUACCAUCACCCAAACUACACAACAGCCUCAUAGGGAAAGACACCACACUUCGGACGUAUCUCUUCUUGGUGGGUACCCCGUUCCGACCCUGGCAACCCCUUUACGCUAUCCCCCCACCCCCACUUCCAGGGCAGAAGGGCGAGCAGGGGCAGACUCUAUGAGUCACUCCCAGCCCUGCAGUAGAGGAGUGAAGCGCCGCCUCUCCUUGGGCCCCUUCUCUCCCCCUUUCUCCUCCCCGCUGGUUCCAGCCCUCGCCAGAUGCUGCGCAGCAAUCAACGAUUCCCCAUCACAUCAAUUCGGCUGGCGUCUCCGAGACCGCGGGCUCCCGUAGGCUCUCCGUGGCCCCGAGUUAUAGUUGGGAUACCCCGACCACGAGUGAUUGUCGGGUCUCCACGGUCUCGAGUCGCUGGGGUGGAUCAGGCCUCGGCGCCUCCUCGGGGCGCCCCCCAAGGCCGCAGGCAAGAUGAACAUUCUGGCGCCAGUGCGGAGGGACCGCGUCCUGGCAGAGCUGCCUCAGUGCCUGAGGAAGGAGGCCGCUUUGCACGUGCGCAAAGACUUCCACCCCCGCGUCACCUGCGCCUGCCAGGAGCACCGGACAGGCACCGUAGGAUUUAAGAUCUCCAAGGUCAUAGUAGUCGGGGACCUGUCAGUUGGGAAGACUUGCCUCAUUAAUAGGUUCUGCAAAGACACCUUUGAUAAGAAUUACAAGGCCACCAUUGGAGUGGACUUUGAGAUGGAACGAUUUGAGGUGCUGGGCGUCCCCUUCAGUUUGCAACUUUGGGAUACCGCUGGACAGGAGAGGUUCAAAUGCAUUGCAUCAACCUACUACCGAGGAGCUCAAGCCAUUAUCAUUGUCUUCAAUCUGAAUGAUGUAGCCUCCCUGGAGCAUACCAAGCAAUGGCUAGCUGAUGCGCUCAAGGAGAAUGACCCUUCCAGCGUGCUUCUCUUCCUUGUGGGUUCCAAGAAGGACCUAAGUGUGAGUGUGCCAGUGCGGGGAACUUCCCAACUUGCUGAAGGAACUCCUCAUCUGAUUCUGACCUUCCCUCAGACUCCUGCUCAGUAUGUCCUAAUGGAGAAAGAUGCGCUCAAGGUGGCCCAGGAGAUUAAGGCUGAGUAUUGGGCAGUGUCAUCUCUCACUGGUGAGAACGUCCGGGAAUUCUUCUUUCGUGUGGCAGCACUGACCUUUGAGGCCAAUGUGCUGGCUGAACUGGAGAAAUCAGAGGCCCGGCGCAUUGGGGAUGUUGUCCGCAUCAACAGUGAUGACAGCAACCUCUACUUAACUGCCAGCAAGAAGAAGCCCACGUGUUGCCCAUGAAGGGUGAGGCGAUUGUCCAGAGACUAUCUAGCCCUGGGGUACUGUGCCACCACGAAUCCCCUGAAUCAUUUGCACUGAUUGUUUUUCCAGACCAAAGAGCCGCCUCUUUGUGGCAGUGUCCCCAAAGGGGUAGCUGGGACCAUGCUAGUCACUUCCUGUCCUUAGGUACCAUGCAAAGACUGGAUGCCCGCCUACUCCUCUGGGGGUAGUGUCCCUACUACUUUUGCUCAUCCUGCUGGGCUCUUUGGGUAGGAAGAUGCCUAAUAUUCCAGCCUUACUGUGCCUAUACAUUAAAAUCUUUGUU